CCAAUAGCCAACAUAAAUAAAAAAUAUAACAUAACCUGAAGAAACAAUUAUUUUAAGGCAAUAAACAUUUUUAUUAUAAAAUGAAUAAAUUAACAUCCUAUAGUAUAAAAGAAAUUCAUAAGUCGUUUCGUGAAAAACUUUUAACACCAACAAGUUUUAUUGAUUUGUGUAUUCAACGUGCGAAACAAACGAAAGAAUUAAAUGCUUUUAUUAUUUUAACGGACGAAAUAGCUGAAAACCAUGCAAUUGAAAGUGAAAAACGGAUAUAUAUUGAAAAGAAAAGCCUACCAUUGGACGGCAUUACAAUCGCUAUAAAAGAUAACUUUUGUACUAAAAAUGUAAACACAACCUGCGCUUCGAAUAUGUUAAAAAAUUUCGUACCCACAUAUAACGCAACUGUUUAUUCUCGACUUCUAAGUUCUGGCGCCUGUCUUAUUGGAAAAUCGAAUUUAGAUGAAUUUGCUAUGGGUUCGGGCACUGUAGAUUCAAUUUUCGGUCCGACUCGCAAUCCAUGGUGUAGCAGUGAAGAUUGGAGAAUAUCAGGAGGUAGUUCAGGAGGAAGCGCGGUAGCUGUGGCGACUGGCGCUUGUGUAGCUGGCAUAGGCUCCGACACGGGCGGAUCAACAAGAAAUCCUGCAGCUUUAUGUGGUGUUGUCGGUCUUAAACCUACCUAUGGCUUAGUUUCUAGAUAUGGAUUAAUACCUUUAGUCAAUUCUAUGGACGUGCCGGGCAUUUUAGCUCGAAAUAUCGACGAUUUAACUAUGAUAUUAAAUUGUGUAGCUGGACCUGAUAUUUUGGACUCGACAACCUUAAAGCAAAAAUUUAAACCUGUUAAAAUUGAAGAUAAUAUUGAUUUGUCUGAAAUUAAAAUUGGUAUACCGAGUGAGUAUUAUUCUGAAGGUAUGAGUGAAGAGGUGUUAGAUGUAUGGAGAUGUGUUACAGAUUUGUUAGAGAAAGAAAAUUGUCAAGUCAGAAGUGUUUCAUUACCCCAUACAUCUGUGUCCAUCGCUGUAUAUUCAAUAUUAAACCAAUGUGAGGUGGCAAGUAAUAUGGCAAGAUAUGAUGGAUUAGAAUAUGGAUUAAGGGCGGCAGAAGAUUAUUCAACAGAAGAAUUGUACGCUUCAACACGAUCAGAAGGCUUUAAUAAUGUUGUACGAUCUAGGAUAUUUGCUGGAAAUUACUUUUUACUGGCUAGAAAUUAUGAGAAAUACUUUCUAAAAGCCUUAAAGUUGCGCAGAUUAAUAGCAAAUGAUUUUAAUCAAGUUUUUAAUGGUGAAAAUUCAGUGGACUUGCUAUUGACGCCAACAACAUUAUCGGAGGCUCCGUUAUAUAAAGACUUUACCUCGACACAUAAUAGAGAUCAAUGUGCGUUACAAGAUUAUUGCACACAACCUGCCAAUAUGGCAGGGAUACCAGCCAUUUCAAUACCUAUCAGAUUGUCAAAGAAUAAUAUGCCUUUAUCUAUACAGCUGAUGGGGCCGUUUUUAUCUGAACAACUUUUGUUGAACAUAGCCAAGAAAAUUGAAAGUUUAGUUGACUUUCCAAGUCUGAAAAUGUAAUUAAUGAUUGUAAUGAGUAUUAGUAUUAUUAUAUAUUGUGUUAUGUGUUAUAAG
This is a messenger RNA of Vanessa atalanta (red admiral), 1613 nucleotides long. It is a transcript of the gene GatA, whose product is annotated as glutamyl-tRNA(Gln) amidotransferase subunit A, mitochondrial. The record is from RefSeq and is a predicted model, not a curated record. Bases 81 to 1559 code for a protein of 492 amino acids. Gene Ontology annotation, biological process: mitochondrial translation; glutaminyl-tRNAGln biosynthesis via transamidation. The transcript has a single exon. Gene Ontology annotation, cellular component: mitochondrion; glutamyl-tRNA(Gln) amidotransferase complex. Gene Ontology annotation, molecular function: glutaminyl-tRNA synthase (glutamine-hydrolyzing) activity. NCBI's taxonomy places the organism in Eukaryota, Metazoa, Arthropoda, Insecta, Lepidoptera, Nymphalidae.